UCUAUAAACACAACUCGACCGUCUUCCGAUUCGCCAUUUCUCCUCCUUCCCUCUGUCAAAAUCCCUCUCCGUUCCCUUCAAUUUCACACCCGAAACUCCAUUUUCCUCUUCGUCGAGUGAAAAAUGUCGGGCAAAGGAGCAAAAGGUUUGAUUAUGGGCAAGAAUGCCGCCCUCAACAAAGAUAAAGACAAGGAUAAGAAGAAACCUACCUCUCGAUCUUCUCGCGCAGGUCUCCAGUUUCCGGUUGGGAGAAUUCAUCGGUUACUGAAACAAAGGACGACUGCCAACGGGAGGGUGGGGGCCACAGCAGCGGUCUACUCUGCAGCGAUUUUGGAAUACUUGACUGCUGAGGUUCUGGAGCUUGCUGGGAAUGCAAGUAAGGAUCUUAAAGUGAAACGUAUUACUCCAAGGCAUUUACAGCUUGCAAUUCGAGGUGAUGAGGAACUUGAUACUCUGAUCAAAGGAACCAUAGCUGGUGGUGGAGUCAUUCCUCAUAUCCACAAAUCACUCAUCAACAAAUCGGCUAAAGAGUAGAACACAAUUUUAGUGAUAUGAUUAAUUCUAGUUAAUAGUUGGUGUCAAUGGCUGUUUUUGUUUUCAUCAUAUGUCUAAUCUAAAGAGGUUUGGGGUAUUUGUUUUAGGAUUAUGAUGAAUUCAUUUUGCUUCCAUUUUUGAGGCUGUGUUUGUUGGUUACUCUUGUGUUCUUGUUAGAAAUGGUG
Molecule: messenger RNA, 719 nt
Organism: Lactuca virosa
Lineage: Eukaryota; Viridiplantae; Streptophyta; Magnoliopsida; Asterales; Asteraceae
Source: the annotation of a GenBank genome assembly